Molecule: messenger RNA, 3687 nt
Organism: Calidris pugnax (ruff)
Lineage: Eukaryota; Metazoa; Chordata; Aves; Charadriiformes; Scolopacidae
Gene: AGPAT5
Product: 1-acylglycerol-3-phosphate O-acyltransferase 5
Exons: 8
Coding region: 312-1409 (365 amino acids)
Cellular component (GO): mitochondrion; endomembrane system
Molecular function (GO): acyltransferase activity
Source: RefSeq, a predicted model, not a curated record
CCGCCUUCCUGCCGGCGCCGCUCCUCCUCCGGCCGGGCAAUAUGGUGGCGGAGGCGGCGCAGGGGGAGCCGUGAGCCGGUAAAUCGUGAAACCUUCCCUCCUUCCCUACCGCCGUUCACCACCACCACCGCCUGCCGGUGCUUGCUGCUUCCCCGCCCGGCGGGGGUUUAGGCGGACGAUGCGGCCGGCGGGGCGGCCGGGGUGUGCGUGAGCGCCGCUUGCCCCAUGUGGGUGUCCCGGUGAGGCCCCGGGGAGGGGAAGGGAGGGAAGGAAGGAAGGAAGGAAGGCAGGAAGGCAAAAGCGGCGGGAAGAUGCUGCUGUCGCUGGUGCUGCACACCUACUCCAUGCGCUACGUCCUGCCCGCCGCCGUCAUGAUGGGCACGGCGCCCACCUACGUGCUGGCCUGGGGCGCCUGGCGCCUCCUCUCCGCCCUGCUGCCCGCCCGCUUCUACCGCGAGGUGGACGACCGCCUCUACACCAUCUACCAGAGCAUGGUGCUCUUCUUCUUCGAGAACUACACCGGCGUGCAGGUAAUAAUCUACGGGGAUUUGCCAAAAAAUAAAGAAAAUGUAAUAUAUUUAUCAAAUCAUCAGUGUACAGUUGAUUGGAUUAUUGCAGACAUGCUGGCGAUCAGGCAGAACGCUCUCGGCCAUGUCCGGUACGUCUUGAAAGAUGGGCUAAAGUGGCUCCCACUGUACGGGUGGUAUUUUUCUCAGCAUGGAGGAGUCUAUGUAAAAAGAAGUGCCAAAUUCAAUGAAAAAGAAAUGAGAGAGAAGUUGAGGGCCCAGAUGAAAGCUGAGACUCCGAUGUAUUUAGUGAUUUUUCCAGAGGGGACUCGGUACAAUCCAGAAAUACCAAAAGUCAUUGCAGAUAGUCAAUCAUUUGCUGAAAAGGAAGGGCUUGCUAUAUUAAAGCAUGUGCUGACGCCGCGUGUGAAGGCAACUCAUGUAGCCAUUGACACAAUGAAGGACUAUCUGGAUGCAGUGUAUGAUGUGACUGUUGCUUAUGAAGGUACUGUGGACCACAAGGGGCAAAGAAAACUGGCACCAUCUAUGACAGAGUUUCUUUGCAAGGAAUGCCCAAGAGUUCAUAUUUUCAUCGAUCGAAUUGAACUGAAGGACAUUCCAGAAGAGCAGAUGUAUAUGAGAAGGUGGCUCCAUGAACGUUUUGAAAUAAAGGAUAAGUUACUAAUAGAGUUUUACGAUGCGAAGGAUUCUAAAAGAAGAAAUAAGUUCCCUGGAAAAAGCGUUCAUUCCAAACUAAGCCUCAAGAAAACUUUGCCAUCUUUGCUGUUUUUAGGUGGCCUGACUGCUAGUAUGCUUCUGACAGAGUCUGGAAGGAAACUUUAUGUAAAAACAUGGAUCUAUGGGACAUUAAUUGGCUGCCUGUGGGUUAGCAUUAAACCAUAAGCAGAUGUUAGUCUCCAAUCAGUGAAAUGUGCAGUCUUUUCUUGCACAUUGCACCAAACUUUUUCCUGACUUUAUAGUUUAAAAAGUGUAAAUAAAGCCUUAUCGAUUGAACAUUGGAAAUAAUAGAACUUGUGACUUAAGCCUCUGUGUGGUUGGUCUGGGGAAAAUAAAUGUAGAUUUUCAAAUUUGCUACUGAUUUUUGCCGGAAUAAUGACAGAUAAACCGAGUCGUAUGAUAAAUUGCUUUCCCCAUGAACUAACAGCCAUCUCUAAAUGCAGAUUCGAUGAAGUACGAGUUAUGCAUAAGGGUGUCUUAAGUGGACCUGUGAAUGUAUUUACAGAGAUUAAUUUAGGGUAUAUAUUUAUUCUUCUGAUAUUCAUGUUGAAUUUUCGUUACUCUUAGAUGCAACUGAGCUGCUGCAAUGCACCAAUCCCAGCUGUAUCGCGACUAAAAGCAAAACUUGUUUUCUUUUUUUUUUUGUUUUCUUUCAAUUAAAACUUUUGCUUUUCAGUUUUCGCUAAAUACUGUGCUCUUGAAAAGGGACUAAGUGAUGCGUGAGACGUUCCCUGAAGCAGAAGAAAAGGUUCCUGAGGAGGACUGUUCAUGGGGAAGAAGCUCCGUUUAUCCUAGCGCAUGACUUUUGGCUGAUAUUGCAGUGUUAGCCCAUCAUUUACCACAUGCAAAAACCUGAAAUUUCCCUGAGCAAACAGCUUGUGUCUGUGCAUAAAAGGAGCGUGUGUGGUGUUAAUGAAAUGUCCCAAGAUUUUGGUUUCUGGCCCCCCUGGGCUGCAGCCUGCCCAGCUGCCUGCCUUCUCCCCGGCUCCUGGGGAGCUCCAGCCUCUCCUGCCUACGUGCCAUACGCAGCGGGGAACGCUCCCGCCUUUCCUGUCACCGCACGGGGGGUGCUGCUGGCUGUUGUUGUUUUUUUUCUGGAAGCAAACUGUGGUUUUGGGGGGAGCGUGAGGGUAUGGGGACGAGGAACCUUCAGGUGUUCCUGCUAAAUCCCAAGCGUGUGCCUUUUUCCUACUGAUGUGGUUUAGCCUGAUGUUUGGUGGCCCGGCGCUCCUCUCCCUCUGGGGUCGGCUGUAUGCCAUUUGCACAACAGGCCAGUAGUGAAAGAAACGCAUAUCCAGUAUUUCACCUGCUUGAAAAUAUACUUUCUAAAGCAAAAUCAACAAAUCCUUACUAGCAGAAAGUCUGCCAUUCCCGGGGCUGGUGUUUUUGUUGGUUUCCUGAUAUCAAGUCUGUACGGACAGCAGUGGGGUAGGAAAGAGGAUGUCCUUGAUCUUCUUCCGUUAGGGAAUCAGAUUCCCUGUAUCAAAAAUGAAAGAACUAGAGAAUAUUUUUAUAUCACACUUGCAAGCUUUAAAUGUGCAUCUCUUUUUAGCUUCAGUGCAAUUUGUCUUGCGUUAGAGUCCAUCAUGAGUUAAAUGUCUCUUGAAAUUAUAACUCAGUUUUUCAGAUUCCACCAUUGCCAGUCAAUUAAAGAUACUGCUUUUACUGUGUGGGUUUUGGUUUUUUUUUUGUGUUGGUUUUUGGGUUUUUUUUACACUAUUUGAUAGAGUAAUUACAGUUCCACCUUAAAAUGAUUCGGCACGACGUUCAGUUUGCAGUUCUGUGUCCUUCCAUAAUGGGUUUUGUCACCGGAGUUAUUUAUAUCGGUGAUUGAUUCAGGAUAUGUCGAUGAACCCUUUGAAAAACAAUGACUGGGAACACCGUUGAAAAACAGUAUUGUUAGGAGGCUGUGAAACCAGAAAAAAUAAAAAAAAAUAAAAAAAAUAAGGCAAACCUAUUUUAUGUAACAGCCAAACAUGCUCCCAUGUAGCUCUUCCCAUUCUCAGCCGAGCGGUGCAGUGGGGACAACCAGCACAGAAUGAAAAGUUUACUCUGACACGACUAAACUUCACGGUGACAGCUAAGAGUAACAUUUAAUUAAGACAUCGAAAACGAAUGCAAACUGCUUAAUUCAUUUGUAGAAAAAUAACUGCUGUUUCGGAGAGCCUGAUUACCACGAAGUACUGGAUCUCUCUUGCUGUUUUAAGUACCAGGAAUGUAGAUGACACAGUCGCAACCAACAAACAGGAUGUUUAUUUUGAACCUUAUUCUCUGUGUUAAUCUUAAUUAUAUUUUUCUUGCCAUUAAUUUAUAAAGUUUUGAAACUGUAAUUUGCUGAUGUAUUUGACGUUGGGAGUAUCACAUGCUAUUUCUAAAUAUGCACUGAUAUUAACUUGAAAGAUUUCUUCAUUAAAAUAAGAAGAGCCAAUGCUCAUUCAACUUU